AGUCUCACCCCCCUCUCCCGUCAGCCGAGUGGUUUAUCCUUCCUCCUGCCAUGUUGGAUUGCGCUGCUGCCGCUGCUCCUGCAGGAGUUGUGAUGAAAGUUUAGCUUUUUGUCUGUUUAGGGACAUCCGGCGAUUUCAAGGAUCCGAUAAUAUUUGAUUUUUUUAAUUUUCUUUUUUCUAGUCUGCGCUUGAGCUCUGCACUGCUGAAACCUGAUUUACACCCGUUGGACUGGAAUAAAAAGCAUCCAUGAAAAAAUCCGCCAGAAGGCCACGCUAAUCAAUGACUAUUCAAAUAUAUGAUACGACGUACGGGAGAUUUACUGCUUCUUCCCAAUCUUAUUUUAUUCACACUAUUCAGCUACGAGAAAGGGAACGCGCAAAAUGAACAGUCAACAUCCUUCACAGACGCGGCGAGUCAACAAUAUUGGCUCGCUGCUCCUAACGCCCCAGGAAAAUGAAUGCCUUUAUAGUUACCUCGGCAGGAAGUGCAUCACGUUGUCUUCUGCAAUUGUUCAAGUAUAUGCAGCUGAAAGGCACUCUAUAUGGUCCAAGAAAUGUUGCGGAGUUGCAUGCCUUGUAAAGGACAAUCCACAGAGAUCUUAUUUUAUCAGGGUAUAUGAUAUUAAGGAUGGCAAGAUAUUGUGGGAGCAGGAACUCUACAGCAAUUUUUCAUACAUUAGCUCUAGAUCAUACUUUCAUACAUUUGCUGGAGAUUCAUGUCAGAUUGGACUUAAUUUUGCAAGUGAAGAAGAAGCAAAACGUUUCAGGCAAGCAACAUCAGAAUUACUUAAUAGGAGACAAAGAAGGACUGAAAAAAGACGUGACCCACCAAAUGGUCCAUCACUACCAAUGGCAACUGUUGACAUAAAAAAUCCAGAAAUUAUAAAUAUGAGGUAUAACCAUUCUCAAGUCAACAAUAUAAUGUACAGCCAUAAAAAAGACAAGAUAAAAGGAAAAGGUAAAAAGAAAAAGUUAACAAAAGCGGACAUUGGCACUCCCAGUAACUUCCAGCAUAUUGGUCAUGUUGGUUGGGAUCCAAACACAGGCUUUGAUGUAAGUAACGUAUUAUGUUAA
Messenger RNA from Polypterus senegalus (gray bichir), 1074 nucleotides. RefSeq names its product WASP like actin nucleation promoting factor a (gene wasla). The record is from RefSeq and is a predicted model, not a curated record. Bases 382 to 1074 code for a protein of 230 amino acids. The transcript is spliced from 7 exons. Gene Ontology annotation, biological process: actin filament organization. Lineage: Eukaryota; Metazoa; Chordata; Cladistia; Polypteriformes; Polypteridae.